AUGAUAAUUUCUGUGAAAACUACAAACCUGCAGAUGAAAUGGCUAUUAAUGUUCAUGUUUUCAUUCACUGUCAAUGCUAAAAGUAUAAAGGAAUCAAAACCCCCAAUAAUAGAGUACAAACCUUUUAUUGUGUACUGGAAUGCUCCUACAACACAAUGCAAGAAGCGUUUUGGUGUGGAUCUAAAUCUCCAAGCUUUUGACAUUGUGGCUAACCCUGAUGAGACAUUAAAUGGGCCCCAAGUGACCAUGUUUUAUGGAAAAAAAUUAGGCAAUUAUCCUUACAUUGAUGAAAAAGGAUUGAUCAUCAACGGAGGAAUACCUCAGAAUGAGAACCUUCCUAAGCACCUUGAAAAAAGCAAGGAAGACAUCAAGAAUGUCAUUCAGUCAGGAAAAUUCCAAGGACUUGCUGUUAUUGACUGGGAAGAGUGGAGACCUCAGUGGGAAAGGAAUUGGGGUUCUAAAAAAGUGUAUAGAACCCAGGCCUUAAACCAUGUUAAAAAUAACCACAAGGAUUUGUCAGAAGACAAAAUUCAGAAAAUAGCAAAACAAGAAUAUGAAAGCGCUGCCAAGAAUUUUAUGAAUUCAACUCUCCGAUUGGGGUUAAGAAUCAGACCACAAGGGCAUUGGGGUUUUUACCUUUACCCAGAAUGUUACAAUUACGAUUACAAACAGACCCCACUCACAUAUACUGGGAAAUGUCCAGAAAUUGAAAUUUUCCGCAAUAAUGGCCUCCGGUGGCUAUGGCAAGAAAGUACUGCUCUUUACCCUUCUAUUUAUUUGCAAUCUAUGUUGAAGGAUAGUAUAUAUACCCAGAAAUUUGUUCACUAUCGGGUCAAAGAAGCAAUGAGAAUUUCCCGACUGGCUAGGAGUGACUAUGCUUUGCCUGUUUUUGUUUAUACUAGGUUAUUUUAUACCUAUGGUAAUGAGCCCUUGACUAAGAAUGAUUUGUUGUACACCAUUGGCGAGAGUGCUGCAAUGGGGGCAGCAGGUGUGGUAAUAUGGGGAGGAUCAGACUAUUCUGGUUCAAAAAACAAUUGCUUAACUGUGCAGAAAUUCGUUAAUGGAGUUUUUGGUCAUUAUAUCGUCAAUGUGACAGCAGCUACCCAACGCUGCAGUAAAAUUCUUUGUAACAACAAUGGGCGAUGUGUUCGGAGAGAAAUUGACUCAUCCACUUAUCUGCAUAUGCCCAUUGGCAGCAUUAUGAGGCAUAAGUUAAAGAAGGGGCUGAAGUUUUUCCCUUCUCAAAGAGCUUCAAAAGAGGACACACAAUAUAUGAAGAAUGAAUUUGUGUGUCAGUGUUAUACUCACUGGAAUGGAAAAUUCUGUUCAUGGAAAGAAACCCACCACUCUGGAUCAAGGAAAAGAAUUCUGUUCUCUGAAGCAAAUAUCCUCCUCACUUUAAUUUUAAUAUUGCCUGUGACGCUUCUGAUUCUUUUUUAUCCUACUAUAAUCUAA
This is a messenger RNA of Dromiciops gliroides (monito del monte), 1455 nucleotides long. RefSeq names its product hyaluronidase-1-like. The coding region runs from base 1 to 1455 and encodes 484 amino acids. Gene Ontology annotation, molecular function: hyalurononglucosaminidase activity. Lineage: Eukaryota; Metazoa; Chordata; Mammalia; Microbiotheria; Microbiotheriidae. The record is from RefSeq and is a predicted model, not a curated record. The transcript has 3 exons. Gene Ontology annotation, biological process: hyaluronan catabolic process; carbohydrate metabolic process.